CCUGGCUGCUGCACAAUCUGAUCUCGUGAGACGCCUGCUUCCCCGCCCUUUCACCAUACACGAUACAUCUGCCGAGAAGCAUUUCUUGGACUUUUCUGGCGUCUCAUUACUCUUUUCCAUCUUCUUCAUUCUACAUACUAGACUCCGUCUUGCUGUCACCUGCAUCCGGCCUGCUCCGACACACACUCGCUGACAACCCCAGCCCCGAUCUCGCAGUCGUCAUGAUGCCUCUCCCUGGGCCUUCCACCAUGGCUGCCGACGCUUUGCAGGGCUUGCCGGUCCUAGAGGCCAUCUCAGGCAUUUUUGGAAGUAUCAGCAUGGUUGCCUGGAUCUUCGUUAUUCUACCACAACUCGUCACCAACUACAAGGCCAAGAGUGCCGACGGCCUCAGCAUGUCGUUUCUCGUCAUCUGGAUGCUUGGUGAUGUCACAAACUUGAUUGGCGCCAUCCUCACCCACCUUGCCCCGACCGCCAUCGUCAUCGCAUGCUAUUUUUGCUUCGCUGACUGUGCUCUGAUUGCACAGUGUGUUUACUACAAUACUAUCAACGCAAACAAAGCAGCGGCUGCUGCGGCUGCUGCUGCUGCUGCUGCCCACGACCAGGGUCCGAACGAAGAGUCGCCACUGCUCGCGACCAGCGAACAAUCAGCAAAGGAUAGCAAUGCGGUUGACGACAUGUUUGGUGGUCGUGCUUGGCUUCGAAACACGGCUGCUCUGCUCGCUGUCCAUCUUAUCGGCUUUGUAGGCUGGUUUGUGUCGGUCAAGGCCGGCGCCUGGGACGGCUCUGAACCCCAGCCGCCAACCACUCUCGACGACGGCCGAACUCUUGGUGAGGCUAUCGGCCUUAUCCUUGGAUAUGUCAGUGCUGUAUUCUAUCUUUGCGCUCGUAUCCCCCAAAUUAUCAAAAAUUUCCGAGACAAGUCUUGCGAAGGGCUCUCCUUGCUCUUUUUCAUGCUCUCACUUACCGGAAAUGGUACUUACGGCAUCAGUCUGUUGACCUACUCUCAGGAUCCCAAGUACCUGGUUAACUCCAUCCCUUGGCUGCUUGGCUCUGUCGGUACCAUGGUUGAGGAUUCCCUCAUUUUCCUGCAAUUCCACCUGUACGGCGAGAACUCCCGUGUUACUCAGUCUGUAGUGUAACAGUAACGUCGCAUUUUUUGGACAAGGUAGUCCGGUAGAGAGAGGAUAUGUGCCUGCCCUUCAGAUGGUAUAGAAGCGAAGAGGGUUGAUCUAUCAUUAUGGCGUUUUACGGAUUGAAUUUAGGGCUUAUUGCAUCGUGCCUGAUAGUAGUCUACGGGUCACGGCUCCUUCUGGUUACAACGGAUAUAGCAUAUAUUGGACGUAUUUCAUUUUC
[Torrubiella] hemipterigena is the source of this 1353-nucleotide messenger RNA. NCBI's taxonomy places the organism in Eukaryota, Fungi, Ascomycota, Sordariomycetes, Hypocreales, Clavicipitaceae. The record is from the annotation of a GenBank genome assembly.